Molecule: messenger RNA, 5069 nt
Organism: Pseudoliparis swirei
Lineage: Eukaryota; Metazoa; Chordata; Actinopteri; Perciformes; Liparidae
Gene: septin6
Product: septin 6
Exons: 11
Coding region: 113-1396 (427 amino acids)
Biological process (GO): cilium assembly; cytoskeleton-dependent cytokinesis
Cellular component (GO): microtubule cytoskeleton; cell division site; septin ring
Molecular function (GO): GTPase activity; molecular adaptor activity; GTP binding
Source: RefSeq, a predicted model, not a curated record
AUGUGGAUUAGUGGUACAUUCCAACAAGGCCACCUUUCGGCGUAACUUCCACAACUCCGCUUCCUUUGCGAACUAGAGACAGCGGUUAAAGGUUUCGUCCUCCGUAAUCACCAUGGCGUCAACUGAGAUAGCGAGGCAAGCGGGUGAAGGUGCUCGUACUGUACCUCUGGCAGGCCAUGUCGGCUUUGACAGCAUGCCUGAUCAGCUGGUUAACAAAUCUGUCAACCAUGGAUUCUGCUUCAACAUCCUCUGUGUUGGCGAGACCGGUCUGGGGAAGUCCACCCUCAUGGACACGUUGUUCAACACCAAGUUUGAGGGAGAGCCUACCCAGCACAACCAGCCGGGAGUCACGCUCAAAUCCAACACCUAUGAGCUUCAGGAGAGUAACGUGAACCUCAAACUCACUGUCGUCAACACUGUAGGCUUCGGAGAUCAGAUUAAUAAAGAAGACAGCUACAAAUCUAUUGUUGAGUUCAUUGAUACCCAGUUUGAAGCCUAUCUACAAGAAGAACUGAAAAUAAAGCGCACGCUACACAGCUACCACGACACCCGCAUCCAUGCAUGCCUGUAUUUCAUCGCUCCCACGGGACACUCGCUCAAAUCCCUGGACUUGGUGACUAUGAAGAAACUUGAUAGCAAGGUUAAUAUCAUACCGAUCGUCGCCAAGUCGGACGCCAUUUCCAAGAGCGAGCUGGCGAAGUUUAAAAUCAAAAUCACCAGUGAGCUGGUGAGCAAUGGAGUGCAGAUCUAUCAGUUCCCCACUGAUGACGAGUCUGUGGCAGAGAUCAACUCCACCAUGAACAGCCAUUUGCCUUUUGCCGUGGUGGGGAGCACGGAGGAGGUGAAGAUUGGGAACAAGAUGGUGAAGGCCCGGCAGUACCCCUGGGGGACGGUGCAGGUGGAAAAUGAGACUCAUUGUGAUUUCGUCAAGCUGCGAGAAAUGCUGAUUCGAGUGAACAUGGAGGACCUGCGAGAGCAGACUCACACGCGCCAUUAUGAACUCUACCGCCGCUGCAAACUGGAGGAGAUGGGCUUUAAAGACACAGACCCUGACAGCAAGCCCUUCAGUCUUCAAGAGACGUAUGAGGCUAAAAGGAACGAGUUCAUGGGUGAGCUGCAGAAAAAAGAAGAAGAAAUGAGGCAAAUGUUUGUCCAAAGAGUCAAAGAGAAGGAGGCCGAGCUCAAAGAGGCAGAGAAAGAGCUGCAUGAGAAGUUUGACCGUCUGAAGAAGCUCCACCAGGACGAGAAAAAGAAAGUGGAGGACAAGAGGAAGUCUCUGGACGACGAGCUCAACAUGUUCAAACAGAAAAAGACUGCUGCAGAGCUCUUGCAGAACCAAGCCCAGCAGGCAGGGGCCUCCACCACGCUCAAGAGGGACAAAGAGAGGAAAAACUGAUGUGACGCCGUGCCUGUUAGAAAUGGAAGAAGACACUUGCACUGAGAAGCUUAGGAUUCCUGUAGAAAAAGUGCUCCCUUGUGGCCAUCCUGCUGUGAAUGAGUUUCCAACCCAUCAUCUUUUUACAGUACCCCUUCCCCACCCUCACCCUCACCCAACCCCCAUAAUUCAACCCUCCACAUGCCCCCUGCUCUCUGGAAGACGCUGGGCAUUGCUAUCAGUUUGACAGUUUUUGCUGAAUGAUGCUUGUAUAUUAUAUGGUUAUUACAAGCCAUUGUUUGGCUGGACUCUUUUAUACAAAUUUACAUUUUUGUUUUAUAUUAAGUGAUUAAUUGCAUGAGUGAGUUUUUUGAAAAUAACAUACAUGGCUACUGUAGUGAUGGGCAGAAAUGUACUGAGGGUAAAGUGAAACAUGCAUCCGGCAUGAAAGACCUCAGUAUGAACAACAUGUGUGGUCAAAGAUCUGCAGAAGAUCACAGGAAAGAAAGAAUUAGGUCAAUUGAUGCGAGGAUGGAUUAAGUUCAUAUUGAGUCAUCUGCAGAUUAAAGCACCGCAAUCAGUAUGGGGAUUCUACAUUUUACAAACAGUUUCUGAAUGAAAAACUUGUAAGUAUUUGGACAUUGUUAGUUUGUUGAUUUAAGGUUUUAGGCCUGUCGUCACCUUGCUAACAGCACGUGAGUACAGCAUCACCCCGAGAGCUGCUACUUUGUCAGAAAUGCACCCAUCUAGCAACGGGUGGAUCAGCUCACAACCGGGCCAAACCAAAAGGGGUUGAAUUUCCGAUCACCUGCGACGGCUUGAUCGCUUUUAACGUGACACUGCAUCUUACUACAGCUGUGAUACGGCUGGAGGAGAGCGAACCGUAAACAGUGAGGCUGAUAUCGACGAGAUACAAUGACACGGUAACCAUGGAUGCAGCUUUUCCUGUUAAUCUUUCUUGCAAGCGAGAGCAAAAUUAAUCCACCUCGGCAAUGGCGGACCACACCACUAACAAUGUAGACCAUGAUUACAGAAGUAUUGAAUAAUAUAAAAAAAGGGGAUUACGUUUCAUGAAAAUCUUAAGGAAUAUAACUUUAAAGUGUCCACUCAUUAUUACCUCACUUUAAUUGAAUUUGAGAUUUGAUUUGUUCUGGUACUUAUGUCCUUUUGCUGAUGCUGUUUCACUUUAUCCAGAUGCAUGAGUAGUUGUUGGCCUAAUCUCCUUGACACUUCUCCCAUACCUCAUUCAUUGUCAUGUGUUAUUUGCAUUCUUGUAUUAGCUUUCACAUUUGCACUUUUUUAUACACAAAUGUGAUGUUUUCUAAGUAUAUAUUAAUGCUGUCAGUUCAAUUGUAACUUUCUUUUUAUUCACUUACCUUGAAGGCACAUUUAAAAGUAGUUCCUUAUGAUGUCCAGUGUUUGUAUCGCUGUUACACAUACAAAAAUAUGAUCUCAAAAGAAAAUAAAGGCCAAUUUUUCACCAAAUAUUACAACUGUGGCCAAAAUCAUUGUGGAUGACAAAUAUUGCCGUAAAUUAGACAAAAAGUUUAAUCAAUCCAAAUGGGUCCGCGUAAUUUGUUUCGGUUGAUUUGUUCGUAGUUGGAGAUUAAUACUGUCCAAGUCUCGAAGGCCGUGAAUGAACGUUGAUGCCGAUAAACGUUACUGUGAUAAUCUGAUCAGUUAUUACUUAUUUUUUCACCACUUCAAGGUUCACGGUUGCUUUGGUUAUCUUAUGAGAGAUCAAAUUGUCUUGUAUUCAAGACUGCAUAAAAACCCUUUCCACAUGCUACCAGGGAAAACAUACAUGAAGACAAAUAAAGAGCCAUUCCCUCCUCCUAACCCUCAGCUCACUGGUCUGUGUGGUUUCACUUUCCUUUGCAGUAAUCCCUGGCUCUGCACUGAGUAGGCCCUCAGCCCUCAAGCUUUGCUAAGGGACCAGCCUUUGUGGGUACUGAGUACCUCAAAUGUGACCAGAGGCUUUGUGGACCCCAUCCUUCAGGGUUUCUUAAUCAUUACCUGCUCUACUAUAAUUUAUCUUAAUGUGUAUCUGUGUGUCACUGCAGCUCUAACCUCACCUUCAGCAAUCCAAAUCUUGCGGCUUCUUCUUUUUUACCUCUGCUUAUGUUUAAAUGUGCACAGUUUGUUUUUGGGCUGUUACUAACACCUUUUCCACUUGAUGGAGAUUAUAUGCACACUUGUUCAUUUAUUGUCGUAUUUGGAUCGUUGUUAACACUUGUUUUUCUCUUGUAAAUUGGACCACAGAUGAGAUGUGAUCAAUUCACAGUUUAACAAUCAUGCAGCAUCAUCAGUGGGCACAAUAUCAUCUCAUUGUUUUAUGCUUAUUGUGUUGCUUGAACAACUAUGAUCCCAGAGAUUUUUUACCACCUAACUUUGUAUUUAUGAUAAUCAAACCUAUAUAUGUAUUUUCAAAAAUCCGAUUGACGUGUGUUGUUUUGUAAGAGUUUCUGCUUUGCCACCUUUCUAACUGCUGGCUUUCUCUUUCUUUGUCUCUUUAGCUUCUUUUAAUCUGUCUUGACCACCUGAAGAGGGGAUUGCAGCUUCAGCAAGAACUAAGCACCCUUUAGCUCUCCCCGUUUUUCUCGCUGUAUCGACCCUUUUUUUAUUCUCCCCAUCGCGUCUCCUUUUUUUUCUUCUUUAAAAAAAAAAAAAAAUGGCCUUAUGUGGACUCGCAUGGUAUUUCUGACCACCUGGUGACGCUCUAAACCCAUGCAGGUUGGGAACCGGGCACAGUUUAAAUCUGCUGUUAUGUCUUAAUGUAUAUAAAUAAAUGCUUGUAGUUCAUAGAAAUCAUCAGUUUGGGUUAACACAUUGACACGACUUGUGUGACAUUAUGAUUUUAAUUACAAUGACCUGGUCUAUGCACUCAUCUUUUCAAUAGGGUUCUUAAUACAGGCUCUUGAAACAUGGAGACAAGUCAAGAAGCACCUAAUGCACUAUGUUUAACAUGUUAUGAAUAUAAUGAGUCAUGUUGUUUUCUCGAAUCUAGUCCAGUUUGAAAUGAAAACCUCCUGCUUCCAGGUAUUCUGAACACUAAAAUUGAUUUAAUGCGAAAGCCAAAGCAAUAUUCCUUCUUACCACUUCAUUUGAUGCUGCCCAUGUUUACAAAUCACUAGAAUACCAUGGAGGUCACAUGUAAUGGCCUUUUUAUUAAACGUUGUGCUUUAAUAUUCACCAGCCUAUUCUAUAUUUUUUGCAUGUAUCUUUUUAUUUGAUUACCUAUUUGAUCUUUGACCUGCUUGUUUUUUAGCCCUUGAUAAUUCAGUUUUGCAAUCUAUUUUAACUUCAUUGCUGUUUUCUCCAAAUGGUGCAUAUUAUUGAUGUAUAUCUGCUCUGUCCUAUCAUUUCAGCUCCCUUUUUUGCCAACUAUUAGUGUAAGAUGGAGUUGAACUGAAUCCCAGAUAGGAGUAUUAAAAAGAUACUCAUGCAUUUGUAUAAUUUAUAAGGAUAUAUUUUGUGUAUUGAAGUGGAGACUUGUGGUUUAUUACCUAUGACCUUUGGACGUGAAUCUGAGUAAAGUAACAUAUUGGUGUCAGAAAAUGCCAUACAUUUUUCUAGUAUCAGUUGUCACUUCUUGGAGUCAAAGACCCUCCCACAAUACAAAUAAUUAAAUAUCUUACUUUAGUUUGAUUCCAUUGAUGUACAUUUUCAAUAAAAACAAAAUGAUCCAAACAUA